Messenger RNA from Symbiodinium sp. CCMP2456, 702 nucleotides. NCBI's taxonomy places the organism in Eukaryota, Dinophyceae, Suessiales, Symbiodiniaceae. The record is from the annotation of a GenBank genome assembly.
AUGAUUCAUGGACUCUUGGAUCAGAUCCAGGCUUGCGUGUCCGAUGAUGACGACGAGCAGCCGGAUGUCAGCUUCGUGUUCUCAGGUGAACACGAAUUGACCUGCCAAACGUUGGUGGUUUGCGGCCCUGGUCCUGGCAGCGCUUUUGCUCUGCAAGUCUUCGACUUGGUGCCCUUGCCUGUGCGCUUGGAGCCCAAGGAGGAUUCUCCCGUUCGGGCUUUGCCUCCUCCACGGGCACCGAGAUUCUUUAAGGCAUCCGACGGUGUGGUGGUCGCAGUAUUGGACACACAUGUGUCGGGAGAAUAUGCAGUAGCUUGGGCGGACACGCUCCUGUCCACCCUGACGGGCAGACCGCAGGUUCUUUUUUUGGACCGCAUACUUCGGGCAGAAUGGUGUAGCUGUGACCGUCGAAGACCAGAGGAGCCCUACCUGGCUGGAUUGUGGACUAGUGCCUUCAACGGAAGCGAAUCCGUUCCGGCACUGCCUCCCCCGAAUUUCGUGGAGGGCUUAGCCGCCGCACUUCUGAGCGGCUGCGAAGCAAGAUCCUGGCCCUGCCUCGUGGCUCUGGCGCUGCAGGACGGUGCUCAUAUGUCAGAAGGCUGCCUUCUUGCUUACGAGGCUUUGGUGCCUCUGCUCAUCGAGCUUCAGGCAUCGGCUGAAAGCGGACUGAUUCUCAAAGAAGUUGCUUUCGGCAUGAAGUGA